Rhopilema esculentum is the source of this 2484-nucleotide messenger RNA. RefSeq names its product DNA polymerase epsilon subunit 2. Gene Ontology annotation, cellular component: epsilon DNA polymerase complex. The record is from RefSeq and is a predicted model, not a curated record. Gene Ontology annotation, molecular function: DNA binding. Gene Ontology annotation, biological process: error-prone translesion synthesis; DNA-templated DNA replication. Lineage: Eukaryota; Metazoa; Cnidaria; Scyphozoa; Rhizostomeae; Rhizostomatidae.
AAUUGGGAUGGCGCUUCAGCUACCUCAUUUCGAUUACACGAAAUUUCGCGCGUAAAAGAAAGGCCAUAUGUUUGCUUCAAGAUGGACGUGAAGGUGGCUAGAAGUAAGAUCCUCUCGUCAUUUAAAAUGCAUGGCUACUCUCUUAGGAGUGAGGCCUCAAAAUAUCUGACAGAAGUCUUAUCCCCUCUAAAAAGAUCUGACUUUGAAACAUGGUUGGAGAAAAUAAUUGAAAGUGUUGAAAAGCAACCUUUAGAAUCAUCAGCCCUUGACAAAGACGUGAUUGAAUCUGCUGUCCAAGAAAUCAACCAGGAUGGCGAGGAAGAGGAUGACAAAGUGUUCAACUUGAUUGACGCAUACAGCCUUCCUAGGUUCAUCUAUAGUUCUGAUCGAAAAAAGUUUCUGCCAAACACUCAAACCAAGCCGAGUUUGCAUGGAACAGCUCAAGACAAGGCCGAUAUUUUUCGUGACAGAUAUACCAUUUUGAAGCAACGAACAAUGCGCCAUGAACUUUUUAUGCCAGCAACAGUUGCAUCAGCUAAUCAGAAUGCUUCAAAGUUUGAGCUUAAAACCCUUGAGUACCUACUUGGCAGUUCAGUUGCUUUGGAAAAUGUUAUCAUUUUGGGAAUGUUGACCCAGCUAAAGGAAGGAAAAUAUUGGCUGGAGGACCCAACAGGAGUAGUUGAAUUAGAUAUGGAGAAGGCUCUAUUUCAUACUGGUCUGUACACAGAAAGCUGUUUUGUCCUUGCUGAAGGAGAUUAUGAUGAUGGUGUGCUCAAGGUUACCGCCUUGGGGUUCCCACCCCCAGAGCCAUCCACUGUAACAAGAGCUCAUUUCGGAAAUAUAAAUUUUUUUGGUGGACCAUCACCUACAUGUGUUGCAGCAUCAGAAAAGCUUAAAAAGAUUGAACAAGAAAACCAAGAUGCCAUGUUUGUUUUUCUUUCAGAUGUUUGGCUAGACCAACCCAAAGUGAUGGCAAAGCUAAGAAUUCUUUUUGGGGGUUACGCUGAAGUUCCCCCAACCCUUUUUGUGCUCUGUGGAAACUUUUGUUCCAAACCAUAUGGAACAAAUUACUUUAAAACAAUGAAGGGUCUUUUUCAGGAUCUUGCAAAUCUCAUUGCUGAAUUUCAAUCUCUUGUUGAGAACAGUAGGUUUGUUUUUGUUCCUGGUCCUCAAGACCCUGGUCCUGGGAACAUUUUGCCACGUCCAAAAAUACCUGAAAAUAUCACACAUGCCUUAAAAGAAAAGGUCCCCUUCUCACUUUUUGCAACUAAUCCUUGCAGGAUUCAAUAUUGUACACAGGAAAUCAUCAUAAUGAGGGAAGAUAUAGUCAAUAAAAUGUGUAGAAAUUGUAUUCAUCUGCCAUCAGACUCUGAGAGUGUACCAACUCAUUUUGUAAAGACACUGCAAGCUCAAGCACAUUUCUGCCCAUUGCCUCUUCAUGUAAGGCCAGUGUAUUGGACAUAUGACAAUGCUUUACGGAUCUAUCCAUUGCCCGACUUGAUUAUUUGUGCUGAUAAGUAUGAUCCAUACAAUAUAGAGAACAAUAACUGCUUGGUGUUUAAUCCUGGAUCAUUCCCAAGAAACGAAUUUUCUUUCAAAGUCUACUGGCCAUCAUCAAGAGAAGUAGAAGACUGCAAAAUUAAUGAAUAAUCUUAAUAAACAUAAAACUUGAUUCCUGGGAAAUGAAGAUUUAUUUUAUAAGCUUUUUAGGUUGUGGAACAACUGUAUGUCUUCUAUAUUGGUCCACAUUGUUAAUGACUUGUUUUAAUGCAGUUGCUUAUUUCAAGUAUAUUAUUGAAUCAACAAAUUCUGGGGAUACAAUUAAUUGUUUAAAAGUUUAUUUCUGUUUUCUAGUAUGUACUAUUUUAAGCAUUUUUUCACAAAUUUAUCCUUGAAUGGACAAGUACAUUUGAGCUUUUACUUCAUUGUUCCCUGCAGAAAUACUUUGCCAAAACUUGGUGGCCUUGAAAAGCUCGAAAAGCACUAUAUAACCAGUUCUUUUAACAACUAAUGGUAGAAAUUGGUAAAAAAAAAAUUUUGAUGUACCAAAAAAGAUAUGUUUACUGUAUUGACAGUUCUCACUGUCUAUAUUCACUAUCUAUAUCACUAUCUCACUGUCUAUAUUACUGUAUUCACUGUCUAGCAACAUAAAUGACAUUAAAUAAUUGUCAUCUGUGUCAGAUUGAUGUGCUGACAGAUAGCUAUUGGCCUAGUUUGUUCUUUUCAACUAGAUCAGGACAGUGAAACACAGAAAUUGAAGACUACCCUUGCCAAUUUACUGAACAAGUAGCAAUUCUCUCUGUUGAGGAAAUUAGACCCUCCUUUUGAUGGAAUACUCUUGUACAUUGUUAGAGCUAUGCUAUAUGCCUGCAGGCUUCUCUCUAACAAUGCAGACUAAAGAAAAAAUAGAAGUAGGACUGCCAAGUAUCUUGUAGGUAAUUAUGUAAACAGGUAAAAUGAGACACAAUGUCACAAAUUGUCUGA